AAAGUGAAAGAGGUACAGACUCCCAGCUGGCUACUGUAAGGGAAAUCGCGUGUUUAAUUAACACUAUAAGUAACACGUUUAACCCAGUAUAGCUGCGACUGGACGAGGAUGGAUAACAGCAAGAGGACUGUGAUAGUUACCGGGUUUGGGCCUUUUGGAGAGCACACAGUCAAUGCCAGCUGGGUGGCAGUGCAGGAGCUGAAGAAGCUGGGCCUGGGACAGGAUGUGGACCUGCAUGUGCACGAGGUGCCUGUGGAGUACCAGACCGUCCAGAGCCUGGUACCAUCACUAUGGGAACGAUACCAUCCACAGCUGGUGGUCCAUGUGGGCGUGUCAGGAAUGGCCACCACCAUCACCUUGGAGAAAUGUGGACAUAACCACGGCUACACAGGCCUGGACAACUGCAGCUUCUGCCCCGAUACUAAGUGCUGUGUAGAUGGCGGGCCUGAAUGCAUUGACUCCGUCAUCGACAUGGACUCUGUCUGCAAGAGGGUGUCAACCUCGGGGCUGGGCGUGGCGGUGUCCGUGUCCAAAGAUGCUGGCAGGUACCUGUGUGACUACACCUACUACACCUCUCUGUACCUGAGCCAGGGACGCUCCGCCUUCAUCCACGUGCCUCCGCUGGGGAAGCCGUACAGCGGGGAGGACCUGGGCCGGGCCCUGCAGGCCAUCGUCCAGGAGAUGCUAGAGCUGCUGGGCCAGGCCGAGGACACCAUCCCCUGUGAGCACGAACACUGAGAGGGACACGCCCCCUCGCGCCUGCACCAUGGCAACAAACCCCGCCCCAAAGCCCAGAGGGAUCGCACUUAAACACAACCAGUCUGAAUAACUGUGAUGUCAUUUUGGCCUUGCCCACACACGGCCGUCCAGUCCUCACGCACACAGUGGUGUGGCCCAGGAGGGAGCAGCCGAACCGAAGCAGCAUUCCUGGGCUGUGUGGCUUCUAUUCUUUCUUUCUUCUUUGUUUGCUCACUGAAUGUCUUAUUUUUGGUCUGUGCUGCACCCAUGUUUUUCUAGUUAUAGAGUUUGUAAAUUGCUGCAGGGACCUUUUUAGUACCUUUCCUUAAACUUCUGGACUCUCAGCAACCAAUCUUAGGCAAUCCAAAUUUUACACUGCAUUUCACGUUCUGCCCGAUAUUUUCAUUUGCUCUAUGUCUUGCUCCUCAGUCCAGUGAUCAGAGAUUUUCUUUCUUUUUUGUAGUUCAAAGGAAUUCACUUGAAAAGUGAGCUAUAGAAUUCUUUGUGGAAACAUGGGUGGAAUUUUUAAGUAAUUCUCAAGUGUGCACAUCUCAAG
Molecule: messenger RNA, 1294 nt
Organism: Megalops cyprinoides (Indo-Pacific tarpon)
Lineage: Eukaryota; Metazoa; Chordata; Actinopteri; Elopiformes; Megalopidae
Product: pyroglutamyl-peptidase 1-like
Exons: 5
Coding region: 109-738 (209 amino acids)
Biological process (GO): proteolysis
Cellular component (GO): cytosol
Molecular function (GO): pyroglutamyl-peptidase activity
Source: RefSeq, a predicted model, not a curated record